CAUAAUAGAAUAUUUUUAUGGAAUCUAUUAACUUAGAAGAAUACGUAAAGAGUCUUCCUAGGCAUGAACUCCUUUAUAUGGACAAGAUUUAUUAUGAGAAGAGGAGGAAGGACCAGAUCUACCCGUUUAGAAUGUACCAUGGACAUAAGGAUGAGAAGUCAGAGUUGACUUUUCACCCGAAGGUGAAUAAGAAGUCAAAGAGAUUGUAUAAGAAGAGAUUUUUAAGGACUGCAGAGAAGAUGGAGAAGGUAGUUGGUGGUAGUGAGGUGAAGAGUAAGAAGAGAAGGAGUAGAGCAGAUAGAAAAGGUGUACAGCAUUGUGUGAUUGAGAUGAGAAGGUCUGAAGUGUUUGAUGAAGAGAAACUUCUUCAAAGCGGGUCUGACAAUAAAUCCUUCACAGAUUACGUAGAUACUAUCCUCAAAUAAAAUUGUCACCACUU
Moneuplotes crassus is the source of this 439-nucleotide messenger RNA. NCBI's taxonomy places the organism in Eukaryota, Ciliophora, Spirotrichea, Euplotida, Euplotidae. The record is from the annotation of a GenBank genome assembly.